AUGAACCCUCUCUCACAGUCAUGCUCCAUUCCCCUGGCAGGAGGAAUAUGCCAUACUGUACUGGACAUGAAUGCAGACAGUGUGAUGGUCACACAGGAAGCUUUAAUGGAGCAGUUAGUAAAAAAUUAUCCAGGCAUUGCACUUCCCUCCCACAAAAUCUUAUAUAAUACCCUUGGCACUCUAGUUAAAGAAAGGAAAAUCUAUCAUACAGGAGAAGGAUACUUCAUUGUGACUCCCAACACAUACUUUAUCCCAAAUAAUACCACAGAAGACAAGAGAGGGGUGCCAUUGGAGAACAGUUAUUGCUGUUCAUUGCCUUCCAUCAUUUACCUGGUAAACACUGAGUGCUGUGCAAACCUGGUGAAAGAAAACAUUUCUACAGUAUUCCAUUACAGAUCCUGCCAUUGUUUCCCUGACCAGAAUAUGCUUGGCAUAAGACAUCGGUACCUAAUGAACCCUGAACCUAAUGGAGGAGGAAGGAAAGGCCACAGUGAAUUGAAGCCUUCCAUUCAAAAUCAAGGGAUCUCCAUGUCUGCUGAAAACCAUUCCUGGGACACAACCAAAUCCCUGGCUUCUGUGAAAGAGAAACUGAAAAGCAAAAGGUUUGGCCUUGGACUUUUCUGGAGAAGCACUUCUAAAAAAGAAAAAAAUAAGAAGGAGUACUCCACUUUUUCAGCCCAGUUUCUUCCUCAGGAGUGGCCAGUCAGGGAUGACGAUGACUUAGAUAAUAUUCCACAUGAUACUGAACAUGAAAUCAUCGAGCAUAUUAACCCUACCCUUACAGUUGAUAAUUUGAUUAAACACACAAUAUUAAUGCAGAAGUGUGAGAAGCAGAAAAAAAUCACCAGUGAGGGUACCUCGGCUGAAGGGUCAAUACUCAGUCAGCUCAAGUCCAGGACUUGAAAGCCAGAAAGGGCUUUUCAAAGGCCAAAGUCCUUGAACUCCCCAAAACACUUUGAUUACAAACAUGAAAAGCUGGCUACUGAAAAGCAGGCUGAUGCUAAUGAGGCUGACUCAGAUGCUGACACUUUGCAGAAUUUCACCUAGGAGGUGGGAGCAGUAGUGGCAUGCUGUGCUUUGGGCUCACAGGUUGAAGAAGAAAGAAACCCUCUGGGGAAAGAUCUCUUUUUAAAGGAUGCCUGCACUGUGACAUCAGGACAGAAGCACUCAGAAGGGAUGGAAAACCACAGCAUUACAGGAGACAGUGGAAUUGACUCCCCAAAGAAAGAAAACACAUUUAUGGAGACAGUAGGCCGAAGUUUUCAUUAUCAGUUGGAGAUUUCAUUUAGAAAAGGUGGCUUCGGCUUUGAAAAAACGGAAGAAACCCUGCCAGCUGCGGCUGAGCAGAGCCCUGCAGCACUCACUCCCGUCUGCCUUAGUCCAGGGCCGCCCUGCCAGGGUUUCACGGGCCUAGCGGGGCUACGGUACGAGGCAAUCCCCAGUGAAGAGCCGCUUUGCCGCCGGCCUGGAGGACGUUACCCUUACCCACCCCCGCCCGUCAUGGCGGGCGCUCCCAAGCACGCGGGGGAGCUCGUGUCUCUCCUCGCCGGCGCAGGUCAUGCUGGGUGCUGUAGUCCGGGGAAGAGGCCCCGCUGA
Messenger RNA from Indicator indicator, 1596 nucleotides. It is a transcript of the gene STOX1, whose product is annotated as storkhead box 1. The record is from RefSeq and is a predicted model, not a curated record. Gene Ontology annotation, cellular component: nucleus; cytoplasm. Gene Ontology annotation, biological process: positive regulation of transcription by RNA polymerase II. NCBI's taxonomy places the organism in Eukaryota, Metazoa, Chordata, Aves, Piciformes, Indicatoridae. Gene Ontology annotation, molecular function: DNA-binding transcription activator activity, RNA polymerase II-specific; RNA polymerase II transcription regulatory region sequence-specific DNA binding.